AUGCUUGCGCAUGCCAAUGCACAGACAAUUCGAUACUCACUUAAAAAUAACACCAUCACGUAUUUUAACGAAUCAGAUGUCGACUGGUCUAGUGCUAUUGACUAUCAAUGUCCUGAUUGUUUAAUCGGCAAAAGCACCAAACACAGACAUAUCAAAGGUUCACGACUAAAAUACCAAAAUUCAUACGAACCCUUUCAAUACCUACAUACUGACAUAUUUGGUCCAGUUCACAACCUACCAAAAAGUGCACCAUCCUAUUUCAUCUCAUUUACUGAUGAGACAACAAAAUUCCGUUGGGUUUAUCCAUUACACGACCGUCGCGAGGACUCUAUCCUCGAUGUUUUUACUACGAUACUAGCUUUUAUUAAAAACCAGUUUCAGGCCAGUGUCUUGGUUAUACAAAUGGACCGUGGUUCUGAGUAUACUAACAGAACUCUCCAUAAAUUCCUUGAAAAAAAUGGUAUAACUCCAUGCUAUACAACCACAGCGGAUUCCCGAGCACAUGGAGUCGCUGAACGGCUCAACCGUACCUUAUUAGAUGACUGCCGUACUCAACUGCAAUGUAGUGGUUUACCGAACCAUUUAUGGUUCUCUGCAAUCGAAUUUUCUACUAUUGUGAGAAAUUCACUAGCUUCACCUAAAAGCAAAAAAUCUGCAAGACAACAUGCUGGCUUGGCAGGACUUGAUAUCAGUACUUUGUUACCUUUCGGUCAACCUGUUAUCGUCAAUGAUCACAACCCUAACUCCAAAAUACAUCCUCGUGGCAUCCCAGGCUACGCUCUACAUCCGUCUCGAAACUCUUAUGGAUAUAUCAUCUAUCUUCCAUCCUUAAAGAAGACAGUAGAUACAACUAACUAUGUUAUUCUUCAGGGCAAGGAAUCCAGAUUAGAUCAAUUCAAUUACGACGCACUCACUUUCGAUGAAGACUUAAACCGUUUAACUGCUUCAUAUCAAUCGUUCAUUGCGUCAAAUGAGAUCCAACAAUCCGAUGAUCUUAACAUAGAAUCUGACCAUGACUUCCAAUCUGACAUCGAACUACAUCCUGAGCAACCGAGAAAUGUCCUUUCAAAAGCUGUGAGUCCAACCGAUUCCACACCUCCGUCAACUCAUACUGAAGAUUCGAAACGUGUUUCCAAAACCAAUAUUCGCGCACCCAGAGAAGUUGACCCCAACAUAUCUGAAUCUAAUAUUCUUCCAUCUAAGAAGAGAUCUAGCACCCCCCAAAUUUCCGAUAUCGAGAGUACCGGUUCGGGUGGUAUGCAUAGAUUAGAUGUUCCUUUACUUGCUCCCAUGUCCCAAUCUAACACACAUGAGUCGUCGCACGCCAGUAAAUCUAAAGAUUUCAGACACUCAGACUCGUACAGUGACAAUGAGACUAAUCAUACAAACGUACCAAUAUCCAGUACGGGUGGUACCAAUAAUAAAACUGUUCCGCAGACAAGCGAACAGGAGACUGAGAAAAGGAUCAUACACCGUUCACCUUCGAUCGAUACUUCCUCAUCAGAAAGUAAUUCACUACACCACGUCGUUCCUAUCAAAACGUCAGAUACCUGUCCUAAGGAGAAUACAGAGGAAUCUAUUAUCGCUGAUCUUCCACUCCCCGAUCUGCCUCCAGAACCUCCUACCGAAUUAUCAGACUCCUUUAAAGAACUCCCACCGAUAAAUUCUCAUCAAACUAAUUCCAGUUUGGGUGGUAUUGGUGACUCUAAUGCCUAUACUACUAUCAACAGUAAGAAAAGAUCAUUAGAAGAUAAUGAAACUGAAAUUAAGGUAUCACGAGACACAUGGAAUACUAAGAAUAUGCGUAGUUUAGAACCUCCGAGAUCGAAGAAACGAAUUCACCUGAUUGCAGCUGUAAAAGCAGUAAAAUCAAUCAAACCAAUACGAACUACCUUACGAUACGAUGAGGCAAUCACCUAUAAUAAAGAUAUUAAAGAAAAAGAAAAAUAUAUCCAGGCAUACCACAAAGAAGUCAAUCAACUGUUGAAGAUGAAAACUUGGGACACUGACAGAUAUUAUGACAGAAAAGAAAUAGACCCCAAAAGAGUAAUAAAUUCAAUGUUUAUCUUUAACAGGAAACGUGGCGGUACUCAUAAAGCUAGAUUUGUUGCAAGAGGUGAUAUUCAACAUCCUGACACUUACGACCCAGGCAUGCAAUCCAAUACCGUACAUCACUAUGCAUUAAUGACAUCCCUGUCACUUGCAUCAGACAAUAACUACUAUAUUACACAAUUAGACAUAUCUUCGGCAUAUUUGUAUGCAGACAUCAAAGAAGAACUAUACAUAAGACCUCCACCACAUUUAGGAAUGAAUGAUAAGUUAAUACGUUUGAAGAAAUCACUUUAUGGAUUGAAACAAAGUGGAGCGAACUGGUACGAAACUAUCAAAUCAUACCUGAUAAAACAGUGUGGUAUGGAAGAAGUUCGUGGAUGGUCAUGCGUAUUUAAGAAUAGUCAAGUAACAAUUUGCUUAUUCGUUGAUGAUAUGAUAUUGUUCAGCAAAGACUUAAAUGCAAAUAAGAAAAUCAUAACAACACUCAAGAAACAAUACGAUACAAAGAUAAUAAAUCUGGGUGAAAGUGAUAACGAAAUUCAGUACGACAUACUUGGCUUAGAAAUCAAAUAUCAAAGAGGUAAAUACAUGAAAUUAGGUAUGGAAAACUCAUUAACUGAAAAAAUACCCAAACUAAACGUACCUUUGAACCCAAAAGGAAGGAAACUUAGCGCUCCAGGUCAACCAGGUCUAUAUAUAGACCAGCAAGAACUAGAGCUAGAAGAAGAUGAUUACAAAAUGAAGGUACAUGAAAUGCAAAAGCUGAUAGGUCUAGCAUCAUAUGUUGGAUAUAAAUUUAGAUUUGACCUAUUAUACUACAUCAACACACUUGCACAACAUAUACUAUUUCCGUCCAAGCAAGUGUUAGAUAUGACAUAUGAAUUGAUACAGUUCAUAUGGAAUACGAGAGAUAAGCAAUUAAUAUGGCACAAAAGCAAACCUGUUAAGCCAACAAAUAAAUUAGUUGUUAUAAGCGAUGCAUCGUAUGGUAACCAACCGUAUUAUAAAUCACAAAUUGGCAACAUAUAUUUACUUAAUGGAAAAGUAAUUGGAGGAAAGUCCACCAAGGCUUCAUUAACAUGUACUUCAACUACGGAAGCAGAAAUACACGCGAUAAGUGAAUCUGUCCCAUUAUUAAAUAACCUCAGUCACCUUGUGCAAGAACUUAACAAGAAACCAAUUACUAAAGGAUUACUAACCGACAGUAAAUCUACAAUCAGUAUAAUUAUAUCCAAUAAUGAAGAGAAAUUUAGAAACAGAUUUUUUGGUACUAAAGCAAUGAGACUAAGAGAUGAAGUAUCAGGAAAUCAUCUGCACGUAUGCUAUAUCGAAACCAAAAAGAAUAUUGCAGACGUAAUGACCAAACCUCUUCCGAUAAAAACAUUCAAACUAUUAACAAACAAAUGGAUUCAUUAG
Saccharomyces cerevisiae S288C is the source of this 3468-nucleotide messenger RNA. RefSeq names its product gag-pol fusion protein (gene YLR035C-A). Gene Ontology annotation, biological process: RNA-templated DNA biosynthetic process; proteolysis; DNA biosynthetic process. Gene Ontology annotation, molecular function: DNA polymerase activity; RNA-DNA hybrid ribonuclease activity; nucleic acid binding. Gene Ontology annotation, cellular component: nucleus; cytoplasm. The coding region runs from base 1 to 3468 and encodes 1155 amino acids. Lineage: Eukaryota; Fungi; Ascomycota; Saccharomycetes; Saccharomycetales; Saccharomycetaceae. The transcript has a single exon. The record is from RefSeq and is marked reviewed.